Melospiza georgiana is the source of this 2078-nucleotide messenger RNA. RefSeq names its product HEAT repeat containing 3 (gene HEATR3). Lineage: Eukaryota; Metazoa; Chordata; Aves; Passeriformes; Passerellidae. The record is from RefSeq and is a predicted model, not a curated record. Gene Ontology annotation, biological process: ribosomal large subunit biogenesis; protein import into nucleus. Bases 223 to 2004 code for a protein of 593 amino acids. The transcript is spliced from 15 exons.
UUCCGCAGGGCGCCCGCAGCCCCCGCCGGCCCCGCGCUGCAGCGCGACGGCGAGCGCGGCCCCGAGGAGGAGGCGGCGGCGGAGCUGCUGGAGAAGCUGCAGCAUCCCAGUGCUGAGGUGAGGGAGUAUGCCUGUGCCAGCAUUUCGCAGCUGCUGCAGCAGGAGCAGGUGAUCCCCGCCUUCGUGCAGCGGGACGUGGUGCGCUGCCUGGGGCCGCUGCUCAUGGACCCCAGCCUGGCUGUGCGCGAAACGGCUGCGGGCGCUCUCAGAAAUCUGAGUGCUUGUGGAGGAUUUGAUGUCUGUGAUGACAUGGUGACAGAUGACAUCAUGACACCCCUGGUUGCACUUCUGAAAGAGUGCAGCACUGGACUGGAUGCUAACCAGCUCUGUCCAAAGAAAUGCAGAGGAGUGAACAAAAAUUAUAUUGAAGACAUAGCCAAUGAGGCUAUUAAUUUACUGUGGAAUAUAUGUGAAUGCAACAAUACUGCUCUAUACAUAUUCAAUAAAGAAGGAUGUCUGGAGGCUGUCUUACAUUACAUGAAGAAAUUUGCCACGAAUGUGGAUCUGGCUAUUUCAGUAGCAAACUGCUUGCAGGCAGUGACAGAAGAUAAUCCAGAUCUUCUUUCUUCAUUUAAUGCUUCUGCACAGCAAAUACUGGAAGCAGUGAUGUUGAGUCCAGAGAGCACCAUGAAGCACAUCCUUCUGAGAACACUGAUAGCAGGCACUAUCUGGAAUAUAAAGGAUACCAUUCCACCAGGCAGCCUGGGAAGCACAGUUAAUGCAAUCCUGAAGAUAUUUUCAGAAUCAUUGGCAAUAGAUGCUGGUGAAACAAUUAUUCGUAUGAAUGAAGCUGAGAAAAACAGGUUAAAACUUGCUGUGGAACCAGAAACUGAGGAAAACAUGAGUGAUACUACAGAAAACUGUGUUUUGAGUGAAGAUGAUAACAUGGAAGAAAUACCAAAAGGAAAAUUCAGAACAGAAAAUGAUGUUUCUGAUUUACUUCCAUCUGAUAAGUGGGAACUGAAGGAGGUGACAGCUUUACUGACGGCUCAGCAGACUGCUCUGGAGAUCAUUGUUAAUAUGUGCUGCAGUGAAGAUCCCUCUGAUGAUGAGUGGGAAGAACUCUCCAGCAGUGAUGAGAGUGACUUGUUCAUGGAAAACUCAUACAAUGAGGGGAGUGGGCUGCUGCUGUCACCCCUGUGCCUCUCUGAUGAAGUUAACUCAGCAUUUCUGAACAACCUCAUUCCAAAGAAGAUUCUUGAAAAAACUGCUUUUCCGAACAGUGUUGCUGUAGACAUCUGUAUGCACAAUCCAUCUUGGAAACCAUUAAUUAAAAAACUGAAUGCAGUGCAGUGUAGAGCUUUAACGUGUCUUCAGAGCAUUUUGUUGGUGUCAGAUGUGGAUUGUCUUGGGGGAGCUUCAGCACUUCAGUCCCUUGCACAGCAUCUCUCACAGCUCAUCUUUUCUAAAACAGAACUCCCUACAGACACAGAAUUCCUGGAAGCUGUAACCAGUGCUUUGAGGGCUCUCCUACAAACAAUGGCAUCAAAGAACAUCUCCCAGUGCAUGACUCCUGAGCAGCUGUUGGCUUUGUGUGAGGCUGGUAUUCAAAGCAGCAAUGCCAGUGUUAGAGUGAACGUGGUGAGCAUCCUUGGAAUUUCUGGCAGUGUCCUGGCAAAAGGACAAGAUACAGCUGAAACACUGAAGAUGAUUGGAAAAUUUCUUCUUGAGGUUGCUAUGAAGGAAUCUUCUCUUGUGGUAGCAGGGGAAGCCUUGGAUGCACUUUUUGAUGUAUUUGCAGAUGGUGAAGAAGCAGAAAGGGCAGCGUUACAGAUCAAGUUGCUUUCAACACUGAAGGAAUUUCAGCCAGUGUUCAGAAUGAGGAUACGAAAAGAAGGCAAAGGACAAUAUAGUACUGAUCAGCUGUGUGUUCUUGACAAUGUGAAGAUGAAUUUGAGAAGAUUCAUUGCAUAUCAGGAGACACUAGGGAAAACCCCAACUUGAAACACCGAGGAACUUUUAAGGUUUUCCUUAUUGAGUAAUGUUUUAAAAAAAUAUAACUGUUUUGAACUUCCAAA